Messenger RNA from Sesamum indicum (sesame), 1904 nucleotides. Its product is annotated as protein DETOXIFICATION 14. Gene Ontology annotation, cellular component: membrane. Gene Ontology annotation, molecular function: antiporter activity; xenobiotic transmembrane transporter activity. NCBI's taxonomy places the organism in Eukaryota, Viridiplantae, Streptophyta, Magnoliopsida, Lamiales, Pedaliaceae. The record is from RefSeq and is a predicted model, not a curated record. Gene Ontology annotation, biological process: xenobiotic detoxification by transmembrane export across the plasma membrane.
GCUCGAAAAUGCGUGCACGUCAAUCUAUCUUCGUCUAUUCAAGGACAAAUCCAAUGCCAUUAAAAAAUUCACCAUCAGGACCAUGCAUAUAUCAUAGAUAAUGAUCAACUGAUGGGCAGUCCAGAUUCUUUCGUACGUUUAGCCGCCAGACGCGGCAGUCAGCCCUCGUGCCUUCAUGUUUUGAUCCUGUAAAAAGAAAUCCAAGAAAUUCAGUCGUAGUUUUUCCUGGUUUUGGGCCCGGGAAAUGGAGGCGGAAGUGCCUUUACUUACGGGGUCGAACAGGGACAGCGAAUCCGGGUUUAGGAGAUGGGGCACGAUUUCAAGGGAGUUGAAUCGGGUCAAUUUCAUCGCGUUGCCGAUGAUAGUGGUGACGAUAUCGCAGUACCUUUUGCGGACUUCGCCCAUCUUUAUGUUGGGGCAUUUGGAUGAACUCUCUCUGUCAAGUGCUUCUAUCGCCACCUCUCUUUGCAAUGUGACGGGAUUCAGCGUGCUGUUUGGGAUGGCUAGUGCUUUGGAAACUCUGUGCGGACAGGCAUAUGGAGCUGGGCAGUAUCUGAGAGUUGGAACUUUCACUUAUGGGGCUAUUUUAUGUCUGUUUCUGGUGUGCAUACCAGUUUCUCUUCUGUGGAUCUACACAGAGAAGUUGCUAAUAUUCUUUGGCCAAGAUCCUUUAAUCUCGGCUGAAGCGGGGAAGUUUGCGAUUUGGCUCAUUCCCACAUUGUUUCCUUACGCUAUUCUUCAGUCUCUGGUUCGGUACUUGCAGACUCAGAGUGUGAUCAUUCCAAUGCUUUGGAGCUCAUUAGUGUCUCUGUGCUUCCAGUUAGCUCUCUGUUGGGCUUUUAUAUUUAAGUUGAAUCUUGGAAAUGCUGGAGCAGCUCUGUCCAUAGGGAUAUCUUAUUGGGUUAAUGUCAUUUUGCUCGUGCUUUAUGUGAGGUACUCAACAAACUGUAAGAAAACCCGUUCGUCAUUCUCGAAAGAUGUUUUUGUGAUUAUGAGGGAGUUCUUUCAAUUCGCUAUCCCCUCAGCUGUCAUGGUCUGUCUGGAGUGGUGGUCGUUUGAGCUUGUGAUAUUGCUUUCAGGAGUGUUGCCAAAUCCACAAUUAGAGACAUCCGUUCUUUCUAUAUGCUUAACAAUCACUUCAUUGCACUAUCACAUACCUUAUUCUUUUGGUGCCGCUGCAAGCACCCUGGUCUCAAAUGAACUAGGAGCAGGGAAACCCCAAGCCGCUAGACUUGCUCUCUGCUCAGUUCUGGUUCUGUCAGUUGCCGAAUUUCUGAUUGCCAGCAUCACUAUUUAUAUUUGCCGUAGUAUAAUGGGAUAUGCAUUCAGUGACGAGAAGGAAGUAGUCAAUCAUGUGCAAGAAAUGGUUCCUUUUCUUUGCAUCUCCAUCAUCAUGGAUAGCUUACAAGCUGUCCUAUCAGGGGUAGCUAGAGGUAGCGGAUGGCAGCACAUAGGGGCUUAUGUGAAUCUCGGGGCUUAUUAUCUGGUGGGUAUACCAGUCGCCUUGCUACUGGGAUUUGUUCUUCACCUAAAAGGAGAGGGCCUUUGGAGUGGACUAGUGGCAGGAGCAACAGUGCAAUCUCUCUCACUCUCUCUCAUAACAGGUCUCACAAACUGGGAGAAACAGGCAAGGGAGGCAAGGGAAAGAAUUUUUGCAGAGAAAUCUCCAGCUGAAAAUCAAGCUAAUUGAUAGAAUUCAGGACCCGAAAACCCCGAUUUAAAUGUUCUUUUUUUUUUUGUUUUGGUACUUUAGUUACAAUUCUUGUCACUAGUAACGAGCAAGUGACAAUUAUUGUCUUGUUUUUUCCUUUAGGUUAAAUUAUUUACAACAUAUUUAAAUGUUUAAAGCAAUUAAUGUAAGGAACAAGUGAAUAUUCCAAUCUUGUGAAUUAAAUUUUGUUGCA